AUCAGCUCUCUUCCUUUCCCUCUGUAUCUCCCUCUCUCUUUCUCCGCCACCAUGUCGUUCUCCUCUGGCUCUAGCGCCGGUGAAGGAGACCCGGAGGUCGGCUUCGCGAAGCUACAGGGGGAAGACUUCGAAUAUUAUAUGCAGACCUACUCGAUCAUUCUGGGGAGGAACAGCAAGCGCGCAGAGGUGGAUGUAGACCUAACGAGCCUGGGCGGUGGAAUGAGCAUCUCUCGCAAACACGCCCGCAUCUUCUACGAUUUCUCUCGCCGGAGAUUCGCUCUAGAGGUUCUCGGCAAGAACGGAUGCUUGGUUGAAGGCGUCCUCCACGUUCCCGGCACAGCGCCGGUCAAGCUUGAUUCGCAGGAUCUUCUUCAGAUCGGGGAUAAGAAGUUUUAUUUCUUACUUCCUAGCCGGUCUUUGUUCGCAUCCGUCGCUGCGCCUCGCAGCCAGGUCGCGGUUCCAAAACCUAUGCCCCAGUCGGGGCGGUUGGUUUCUAGGGGAGAGGAACGGAUCUUUUGGCGGGGUGAUGGUGAUGAGGAGGAGAGGGGUGAAGAGGAAGAGGAGGGGGUUUCGAAGAGACUUAGGAGGGACUCAAGGGAUGUGGGAACAUCAGAGAAAAUUGCUACAAAGUCCAUGAAAAGGUCAAGGGCUAAUAGAGAGGCAGAUAACUAUAAACUAACGCUGUUAGAAGAGAAAGAUGUUCUCUCUUCAGUAGCCUCUGUACUGUCCGAUAGAUGUCGUCCAGGAGAAUGGAUGCCCGUGGCCAAACUUCAUACUGAGAUGGUAGAACGGUAUGGCAACAUAUGGCAUCAUGGUAAGGUGAGAAGGUAUUUAACUUCCGAAGAUUUGCCUCAGCGAGAGACCGAAGGAACACCAUGGUUUGGUCUGUCGAUGCUCCUGAGAAAAUACCCGGAGCACUUUGCAAUCAACACAAGGUCAAAGGGAAGCGCCAUUACUGAGUUUGUUUCGCUGCUUUCUUUGAUCUCAUAGAAUCAGUUCAAAGCCCCCUCGUGAUAAAGUAGAAGCACACUUUAUCACUUGCAAGUUUUGAACUAGUUUUCUUUUUUAUUUAUGGAAAAUAAUGUUGCUGAGCAA
Dendrobium catenatum is the source of this 1095-nucleotide messenger RNA. Its product is annotated as FHA domain-containing protein FHA2. The transcript has 3 exons. NCBI's taxonomy places the organism in Eukaryota, Viridiplantae, Streptophyta, Magnoliopsida, Asparagales, Orchidaceae. Gene Ontology annotation, cellular component: nucleus. Bases 52 to 990 code for a protein of 312 amino acids. The record is from RefSeq and is a predicted model, not a curated record. Gene Ontology annotation, biological process: regulation of ribosomal protein gene transcription by RNA polymerase II. Gene Ontology annotation, molecular function: sequence-specific DNA binding; protein binding.